UGGAAGCUGAAAGAUGUCAGAAAAAGUAAUAAAGGUGAAAUAUGAAGACAUGAUGACACGGAUUAGGGUGUCCAGUUAUGGACCAUUUAAUUAUUUGCAUCAUCUGAAAUCCAAGAUUUUUGAUCUUUUCAAGUUGAAGGGAGUUGCCGAUGAACUUAAUUUAAGAUAUACAGACGAAGAUGGUGAUGUUAUCGUUAUACUAGAUGAAGUUGGUUAUUCGGAGACAUUAACACAGAAACGCAACCCGAUUUAUGUUGAAGCAUCGUUAAGUAGGAGCGAAGGAAGUAGUCUAAAAUGCAGUGAAAUUAGCUUUCAUAAUUUGGGGCCAUUUGGUGGAGCAGGGGGGACAUACUGGAACGAUGGAAAUUUUGAAGGAAUAAAUGCAAUUACUGUAACCACGAGUUCAGUAUGUUUGCUUUCCAUUCAAGUUAGUUAUGCUACUGGAAAGAAUACCACUCAUUUCGGAGCUCGACACGGAGGAGCAGGGGAGGCAAUCUCUACGAGAUUUAAGUACCCAAAUGAAAAGCUUCAAAAGAUAAGUGGAUAUUGUGGACUUGUAGAAAAUACGUGGACAGUCAUUAAAGGUUUGUCGUUUGAAACUAACCUUGCAAAAUACGGUCCAUUUGGUGUAUUGGAUUGGCUUCCUUUCGAGUUUGAUUUGAGAUCAAGGCAUGUGAUUGGUUUUUAUGGCCGAGCUUGUGAUAGAUAUUUGAGCUCUAUUGGUCUGCACACUUACUCAAUGCCUACCAAAACUUAACUUGGAAAAUGAAGCUAAAUGAGCUGGGACUACAGUUUGGGAUGAGAGGUCCUAAUCUGCUUUGUUUCAUCUCUGUCCGACCAUGGUAUAUCAGAUAUUUAGUGUUAUACGUUUGUGCUAUGUGUGAAUAGAGUUUAUUUAGUUAGUCGUAUUGUGUACAAAUGACUAUUGGGCCACAAAUUUACUAAUCUACAAACCAGUGAAAGCUAUAAGGUUUGAAAUCAUAACUUGCUUUUUGUAUUGCCAUAUA
Molecule: messenger RNA, 1007 nt
Organism: Cryptomeria japonica (Japanese cedar)
Lineage: Eukaryota; Viridiplantae; Streptophyta; Pinopsida; Cupressales; Cupressaceae
Product: jacalin-related lectin 19-like
Exons: 3
Coding region: 14-757 (247 amino acids)
Molecular function (GO): carbohydrate binding
Source: RefSeq, a predicted model, not a curated record